Notothenia coriiceps (black rockcod) is the source of this 819-nucleotide messenger RNA. RefSeq names its product IgGFc-binding protein-like. The transcript is spliced from 5 exons. The record is from RefSeq and is a predicted model, not a curated record. Gene Ontology annotation, cellular component: extracellular matrix. Lineage: Eukaryota; Metazoa; Chordata; Actinopteri; Perciformes; Nototheniidae. The annotation marks the transcript as partial.
AGUUGUUCCCUAAUGACAGAGGUUUUGUAUUUCAGGGAGAUGUCGACAGACGGAGCGGGCCAGGCCGUCCUAUGUCGUCACAUCCAGAGCUACGUGACGACCUGUCAGCUUGCCGGAGCAGAGAUCAGGACCUGGAGGAGUGACAGCUUCUGUCCUGUGAGCUGUGUGGCAGGAAGUCGCUACGAGCUGUGCUCCUCCUCCUGCUCCUCCACCUGCUCCUCCCUGCAGAGCUCCGCCCCCUGCCCCUCCUGCCAGGAGGGCUGCCAGUGUGCCGACAGCCUGAUGUCUGACGGCGCCCGCUGUGUCCCCGUGGAGAAGUGUGGCUGCGUGGUGGACGGAAAAUAUUACAGGUCAGGGACAUCAGUGUUGCUGGAGGGCUGCUCCGAGCGCUGUGCCUGUGAAGGGGGGAGGUACAGCUGCAAAUCCACCAGCUGCCAGCAGGGGCAGGAGUGUCGCAACAAGGACGGAGCGCUGGGCUGCUUCUCUACAGACCCUUGUGCUGAGGUUAAGUGCAGAGUAAAGGAGCACUGUGCGGUGUCAGAAGGCCAGGGAGUGUGUGUUCCUGAUUCUACAGCCUUGUGCUGGGCUUUCGGCGACCCGCACUACAGCACAUUUGACAAUACGCGGUACUCUUUCCAGGGAACCUGCACCUACGUUCUGGUCAACACCACAGGUCUCGACCCCUCCCUGACAUCGUUCACUGUGAUCAGCAAGAAUGAGCUGCGAGGAAACUCUGAAGGCUCCUUCGUGCGCUCAGCCACUGUGGAGAUGCUGGGCCAUCGGAUCUCCAUCCCCUCCUCUGAGAGAGGGGUCAUACUG